AGAGCUGUCGCCCGCAGGCCCCAGCCCGCCUGACCGCCCCGGGGGCUUCCGCAGCCUCUGCCGACCCGGAAUCUGGGACCUUGCUGAGCUGCUCCCCGCCCUCCAGGGUUUCCCCACGUCCACCGAGGUGAACCAGCUGUGGCCCUGCCCGGGAGGAACUCACAGUCUAGUGCGGUAGACCGUGGUCAGCGAUGUGUCCGGCCCAGUGAGAGGGUGCUUGCUGUCCCUGUGGCCUCCAUGUUUAAAGCUGAACCUGCGUGCGGAGUGGGCGUGGCUCUUUUCCGAAGCCCCUUUGGGGCCACAGGACCAGGCACUGUUUGAGUGGACACAGUGCUCUGUACUGUGCACUUGGGGUCUCUUGUGCUGGCCAUGCCCGUGCCCACAGAGGGCACCCCUCCCCCGCUGAGUGGUACCCCUGUCCCAGUCCCAGCCUACUUCCGCCAUGCCGAACCUGGCUUCUCCCUCAAGAGGCCUGGGGGUCUCAGUCGGAGCCUCCCACCCCGACCCCCUGCCAAGGGCAGCAUCCCCGUCAGCCGCCUCUUCCCUCCUCGGACCCCGGGCUGGCACCAGCCGCAGCCCCGGAGGGUGUCAUUCCGAGGCAAAGCCUCUGAGACCCUGCAGAGCCCCUCGUAUGACCCCAGCCGGCCGGAGUCCUUUUUCCAACAGAGUUUCCAGAGGCUUGGCCGCCUGGGCCACGGCUCUUACGGAGAGGUCUUCAAGGUACGCUCUAAGGAAGACGGCCGGCUCUAUGCAGUAAAGCGCUCCAUGUCACCGUUCCGGGGCCCCAAGGACCGGGCCCGCAAGCUGGCCGAGGUCGGCGGCCACGAGAAGGUGGGACAGCACCCACGCUGUGUGCGGCUGGAGCAAGCCUGGGAGGAGGGCGGCAUCCUGUACCUGCAAACAGAGCUGUGCGGGCCCAGCCUGCAGCAGCACUCUGAGGCCUGGGGCACCGGCCUGCCCGAGGCCCAGGUCUGGGGCUACCUGCGGGACACCCUGCUGGCCCUGGCUCACCUCCACGGCCAAGGCCUGGUCCACCUUGACGUCAAGCCUGCCAACAUCUUCCUGGGACCCCGGGGCCGUUGCAAGCUGGGUGACUUUGGGCUGCUGGUUGAGCUGGGCACACCUGGAGCUGGAGAGGCCCAGGAGGGGGACCCCAGGUACAUGGCUCCCGAGCUGCUGCAGGGCUCCUAUGGGACAGCGGCGGACGUGUUCAGUCUGGGUCUCACCAUCCUGGAAGUGGCGUGCAACAUGGAGCUGCCCCACGGUGGGGAGGGCUGGCAGCAGCUUCGCCAGGGCUAUCUGCCCCCUGAGUUCACGGCUGGCCUGUCCUCCGAGCUGCGUUCUGUCCUCACCAUGAUGCUGGAACCUGACCCCAAGCUGCGGGCCACAGCCUCAGCCCUGCUGGCCCUGCCCAUGCUCAGGCGGCCUCGGCCCUGGAGCGUUCUGUGGUAUGUGGCUGCUGACGCCCUCAGUCGAGGGUGGGCCCUGUGGCAGGCCCUGCUCUCCUUGCUGUGCUGGCUCUGGCAUGGACUGGCCCGUCCUGCCGGCUGGCUGCAGCCCCCAAGCCCCCCAGCCACCCCGCCUGGCUCCCCACCCUGCAGCGUCCUCCUGCACAGCAGCCUCUCCAGCAGCUGGGAUGAUGACAGCAUAGGGCUCUCGCUCUCUCCGGCGGCCGUCCUGGCCAGGGCUGCCGGGAACACCUCCACCCCCCGCAAUGGCUCCCCUGCCCCCCGGAACAGGUACUCACUGAGGGAAGCCCUGGACCUAAGUGACAUUGACUCUGAGCCCCCUCGGGGUUCCUUCCCCGCCUUUGAACCUCGGAACCUCCUCAGCCUAUUUGAGGACUCAUUGGGCCCAACCUGAGUCUACAGGCCAGC
This is a messenger RNA of Enhydra lutris kenyoni (northern sea otter), 1877 nucleotides long. RefSeq names its product protein kinase, membrane associated tyrosine/threonine 1. Bases 370 to 1863 code for a protein of 497 amino acids. Gene Ontology annotation, molecular function: protein kinase activity; ATP binding. The record is from RefSeq and is a predicted model, not a curated record. The transcript is spliced from 9 exons. Gene Ontology annotation, biological process: protein phosphorylation. Lineage: Eukaryota; Metazoa; Chordata; Mammalia; Carnivora; Mustelidae.